AUUAGAUCAUGGGCUUCUAAGACUAACCAUUAUUAGGAUUGGGCUUCAAUUUUUGCACCGGAAAAUGGCAUCAUUCAGAACUACCACAAGCUUUCUCGUCCGGGAAAUUUUCCGUCCGUCAAUACACUUCCCAAAUGUUGUUCGCUUCAUCCACAUCUCGCCGGCACCGUACCCGGCGACGAACCUUGUUGUGAGUCAUCGAAUUUUAUCACGGAGUCUCUCUUUUAGUCCGGUUAGGUGUGCGGCGUCGUCCAAAGGUGGUGCUGAUGAUGGAAAGAAGUCUCCGGCGCGGCUUGCUCAGGUUCAACAGCUGUUACAUGAAGCUAAGGAGCGAGCUCAAGCUGCGGGAAACGAUCCUAUUCCUAAGAUUACUCUUGAUCACGUGACUGUCAACUUUGCAAGAAGUGGAGGUCCUGGAGGUCAAAAUGUCAAUAAAGUAAAUACCAAGGUGGAUAUGCGGUUCAAUGUUGAAAAUGCUUAUUGGUUAAGUGACAGAGUCAGAGAGAAGAUUUUGCAAAUGGAAAAGAAUCGGAUAAAUAAGGAUGGAGAGCUUGUGAUCUCUUCAACAAAGACGAGAACUCAGAAGGGUAACAUCGAAGAUGCUUUGAGUAAAUUACAGGAUAUAAUUGAUGCUGCUUCUUAUGUACCACCACCUCCAUCUGAAGAGCAAGUGAAAAGAAUAACAAAAUUGGCUGCUAUUGGGGAGCGCAAACGACUUGACAAUAAGAAGGCCCAAUCACAAAAGAAGGCUAUGCGAAGAAGCAGAGAUAGUUAUGACUGAUUCCAAGAGCUCAAGAUGUCUAACACAGGCACUUCCCUAUCAAAUUCUCCCAGCACUUUGAUCAUUUGCUUCAUCCUACUUUUAAACGACACGAAAAUGUUUAGAGAAAUCAGUACAGUACAGAAUCCUCUGUAGGUCGUUCAGGUGACACCUUCUUGAUAUGACUUAACACACCAUAUUAGCUAAAAGAAUGUAGACAUUGGCCAUCAAAGUAUCUUGUAUUUUCUGAAGAUGUUGAUAUUGGACAGGUAAACUUAGGUCUUGGGUGAGUAUUGCCUCUGUAGUUACAAAGAAAAGAAUAACGCAGACGCCUAUUUCUUUAUGUACCGAUGUAUCGUGUGUGAGAGGCUAAUUCAAGAUUUUUAUUUUAUGAAUUCAACCUUUAAAUUUCUUAGCACGGAA
Molecule: messenger RNA, 1183 nt
Organism: Solanum pennellii
Lineage: Eukaryota; Viridiplantae; Streptophyta; Magnoliopsida; Solanales; Solanaceae
Product: peptidyl-tRNA hydrolase ICT1, mitochondrial
Exons: 7
Coding region: 65-781 (238 amino acids)
Biological process (GO): translational termination
Molecular function (GO): translation release factor activity
Source: RefSeq, a predicted model, not a curated record